UUUUUCUACUUUAGAAGUGGGUAUUUGCGAGGUCCAGAAGCCCAACUAAACGAGCUUCUCUCUCUCUACUGUUUACUCAACGCUCCACAAGAACCACACAAAUUCAUAACGCUUAUGCUAACACAAAGAAGCAUCCAAACUCAAUCCUCUCACCUCCACCUCACGUUCCCCGGCGCCACCACCACUACUAACUCUCUCUCUAGUCUCCUGAAAUCAAAUUCCAUCAUGCAACACCAUUUUCUUCAUUAUCAACAUCACCAACAUAUUCUUCACCAUCCUUGGCCCAUAUCCCAUCUCUGUAGAUUCCCAUCUCUCUACCUUCUCCUCAUCUUCUCCUCUUGACUCUAAUACAUCUAACUCCCUCUUCUUCCCAGACAUGACUCUCCCUUAUGGUUUCUCUUCGGUUAGGAACCACUCGCUUAUGCUUAAGACUUCUCACCUCUGCGUACCUAGAUCAGCUAUCGGUUGUUUCUCUCCCAAGGAAUCUCCUUUCUUCAAGAAGAACAGUGCCAUAUUCCUUUCUCCUCAGAAACACACUAAACUCGUCUGCCCUUUAGCUAGCUUCUCUUCUUAUGCUGAGGGAGAUGAGCAACACCAUGGCGAUCAACAGAUACAGAAUUCUCACGACUCUUCCACCAAUUCGAACGAAUCAGAUGGUAAAGAUAAUCCGGAAGCUACUGGCGACUUCUCUGGAAUGGCUAAUGCCUUUAACAUCUCGUCCAAAACAGCCAGGGCAAUCACCAUAGUCAUCGCCUUCUCCACUCUCUCUUUACCACUCUUCAUGAAAUCCCUGGGACAAGGACUCGCUCUCAAGACCAAGAUUCUCUCCUACGCGACACUACUCUUCGGUUUCUACAUGGCGUGGAACAUCGGAGCUAAUGAUGUGGCCAAUGCCAUGGGGACUUCUGUUGGAUCCGGAGCCCUAACAAUCCGGCAAGCUGUGAUCACGGCUGCAGUUCUUGAAUUCUCAGGUGCCCUCUUGAUGGGAACUCACGUGACUAGCACGAUGCAGAAAGGGAUUCUCAUGGCUAAUGUGUUCCAAGGGAAAGAUAUGUUGCUCUUCGCUGGUCUUCUCUCUUCCUUGGCUGCAGCUGGAACUUGGUUGCAGGUGGCUUCUUACUAUGGAUGGCCAGUAUCAACAACUCACUGUAUCGUCGGGUCAAUGGUUGGGUUUGGACUGGUAUACGGUGGAGCGGGUGCCGUAUUCUGGAGUUCUUUAGCUAAAGUGGCUUCAUCUUGGGUGAUCUCUCCUGUAAUGGGAGCUCUAGUCUCCUUUCUAGUCUACAAAUGCAUCAGGAGAUUUGUUUACAGCGCACCAAACCCAGGUCAAGCCGCCGCCGCCGCAGCCCCCGUCGCCGUGUUCGUAGGCAUAGCAAGCAUUUCCUCAGCCGCAUUCCCUCUAAGCAAGACCUUCCCCAUAGCUCUAUCACAAGCCUUAGCCUGCGGAGCAGCAGGAGCCAUAAUCUUCGACAGAAUCAUCCGCAACAAGCUCGGCCACCUCCUAGCGAAAACCAAACCACUCGACACGGCCCAAACCCAGCCCAAAGACAUAGGCUUCCUCUCCGAGAUCGCAGGCCCAACAGGCACGCAGCUGAAGAUAGUCUACGGAGUCUUCGGCUACAUGCAAGUCCUCUCCGCCUGCUUCAUGUCCUUCGCCCACGGAGGCAACGACGUCUCCAACGCGAUCGGCCCCUUAGCCGCGGCGUUGAGCAUCCUCCAACGAGGAGCAGGCGCCGGAGGAGGAGGAGAGAUCGUGAUCCCGAUCGACGUGCUCGCGUGGGGAGGGUUCGGGAUCGUCGCGGGGCUCACGAUGUGGGGGUACAGAGUGAUCGCGACGAUCGGGAAGAAGAUCACCGAGCUUACGCCGACGAGGGGGUUCGCGGCGGAGUUCGCUGCGGCGACGGUUGUUCUGUUCGCGUCGAAGUUGGGGCUUCCGAUAUCAGCGACGCAUACGCUGGUUGGGGCGGUGAUGGGGGUUGGGUUCGCGAGGGGGCUUAAUAGCGUGAGGGCGGAGACGGUGAAGGAGAUCGUGGCUUCGUGGCUUGUUACGAUUCCUGUGGGGGCUACGCUCGCUGUGGUCUAUACUUGGGUUUUCACCAAAAUCUUAUCUUUUGUGUUGUGAGACUGAAUGAAGGGCAUGAGAGUGGUCUUCAUCUUCUUCUAUGUUGUUGGCUUUGAUUGAUUCGAAUUCUAAAACCUUAUAUGUGGAGAUUGUUCCCUCCUUGUGAUUCUGAUGUUUUCACCAAUCGGUGAAGUCUCAAUGUAUCGGUAAGGUUAUGGGCAUUUAUAAUUGGGUCCGAGAAUAACUAAACCUGAAUCGAGAAUUUCAAAUA
Molecule: messenger RNA, 2333 nt
Organism: Brassica oleracea var. oleracea
Lineage: Eukaryota; Viridiplantae; Streptophyta; Magnoliopsida; Brassicales; Brassicaceae
Product: inorganic phosphate transporter 2-1, chloroplastic
Exons: 3
Coding region: 377-2122 (581 amino acids)
Biological process (GO): phosphate ion transmembrane transport
Cellular component (GO): membrane
Molecular function (GO): phosphate transmembrane transporter activity
Source: RefSeq, a predicted model, not a curated record